UUGAACAAUUCAAUAUUGUAAAAAAAAGUUUGUAUUAUAAUUAUUGUUUUACGAUUAAUCGAUCGAAAUAUUUUUAUACAAUGGCGUUAAGAAGAAUAUUCAAGACCCUGCAGGUAUCGGCGAACAGUGGUAUCCAGAAGAAAUUCUGUCACACAUCUCCGGCCGUGUUUGGAGCAAAAAAAAUGGUUACGAGCAAUUUAGGAAAUAGGAAUAGUUGUUUAACUAAAAGUCUUAAUGGAAGCUGUACCAACUCAAGGUAUGAGGAUAUGGCAAGAUGUGCCUCUAGAGCCAAGGAAGCCUUAGAUCGUGGAUUUAAAUUCAGGAUUCCGUUUAAUGUUACUCCUGGAUCGAAACAAAUUAGAGCAACGAUUAAAAUAGAUGAAAUGGCACAAACAUUGAGAGAAUUUGGCGGUACUGUAUUAGCUAAUGCAUGUGGUCAAUUGGACCGCAAUGAUGUUAAAAAAGGUGAAAAAAAUACCAUUCUAAAUUCACACAACAGAAAAGAAGUGGCUAUGAGCAAGUUCGACACCAAGCCCUUACCAUACGAAAUCUUAGAAAAGCGUUUAAAAAUUGUUGCUGAUAGAUUAGGAAGGCCAUUGACCUUAACGGAAAAAAUAUUAUAUUCACACUUGGACGAUCCAGUGGGGCAAAGUAUUGAGCGUGGUGUGUCAUACCUCAAGUUGAGGCCUGAUCGUGUGGCAAUGCAGGAUGCCACUGCUCAAAUGGCUAUGUUGCAGUUUAUAUCCUCAGGUUUGCCAAAGGUUGCCGUUCCAUCCACUAUUCAUUGUGAUCACUUAAUUGAAGCUCAAGUAGGUGGAGUUGAGGACUUGAAAAGGGCUAAAGAACUGAAUGAAGAAGUUUAUAACUUUUUGAAAACUGCCAGUGCAAGAUAUGGGGUUGGUUUUUGGCACCCUGGAUCUGGAAUUAUUCAUCAAAUUAUCCUGGAAAACUAUGCUUUUCCUGGAUUAUUGAUGGUUGGUACCGACUCCCAUACACCUAAUGGCGGUGGACUUGGUGGCUUGUGUAUUGGAGUUGGCGGUGCGGACGCUGUUGAUGUGAUGGCGGAUAUUCCUUGGGAACUAAAAUGUCCUAAAGUCAUUGGUGUUCGUCUAACAGGAAAGAUGACUGGUUGGACUACACCAAAAGAUGUGAUCCUUAAAGUUGCUGAUAUUUUGACCGUCAAAGGAGGUACCGGUGCUGUAAUUGAAUAUCACGGACCUGGAGUAGAUAAUAUAUCAUGCACAGGUAUGGGUACUAUCUGUAAUAUGGGUGCGGAAAUUGGAGCUACUACUUCAUUGUUCCCUUUUAAUCACCGAAUGGCGGAUUAUUUAAAAGCUACAUCUCGUGCUGAUAUUGCUGAAGAAGCAGCUAAGUAUAGUAAGCCAUUAUUGACUCCCGAUAAUGGCUGUCAGUAUGACCAGUUAAUUGAACUUGAUUUAACAACAUUGGAACCUCAUGUCAAUGGACCUUUCACACCUGAUCUUGCCCAUCCUAUUUCAAAGUUAGGAAAUAAUGCCAAGAAAAGCGAUUGGCCAGUAGAAAUCAAAGUUGGUCUUAUUGGAAGCUGCACCAACUCAAGCUAUGAGGAUAUGGCAAGAUGUGCCACUAUAGCCAAGGAAGCCUUAGAUCAUGGACGUAAAUCAAAAAUUCCAUUUAAUGUUACUCCUGGGUCUGAACAAAUUAGGGCAACAAUUGAAAGAGAUGGAAUUGCACAAACAUUGAGAGAAUUUGGCGGUACUGUAUUAGCUAAUGCAUGUGGUCCGUGUAUUGGUCAAUGGGACCGCAAAGAUGUUAAAAAAGGUGAAAAAAACACCAUUGUAAGUUCAUAUAACAGAAACUUUACUGGACGUAAUGAUGCCAAUGCAGCAACUCAUGCCUUUGUCACUUCUCCAGAGCUAGUUACUGCUUUAGCCAUUGAAGGUCGUUUGGACUUUGAUCCUACAAAAGAUUCGAUCAAGGGUGCUGAUGGUAAAGAAUUUAAAUUAAGUAAUCCUUUCGGUGACGAAUUACCCGCAAAAGGAUUUGAUCCAGGUCAAGAUACUUACCAAGCUCCACCUGCUGAUGGAUCAGCUGUUAGUGCAGUAGUAGACCCUAAAUCCAAUCGUCUUCAAUUAUUGGAACCAUUUAAACCUUGGGAUGGAAAAGAUUUGGUAGAUCUUACUAUACUUAUUAAAGUGAAAGGAAAAUGUACAACGGAUCAUAUUUCUGCGGCCGGCCCAUGGUUGAAAUAUCGAGGUCAUUUAGAUAAUAUAUCAAAUAACAUGUUCCUAACUGCAACCAAUGCAGAUAAUAAUGAAAUGAAUAAGGUAAAAAAUCAAUGUACUGGAGAAUGGGGUUCAGUACCAGACACAGCCAGAGCAUACAAAGCUGAAGGUAUAUCAUGGGUAGUGUUUGGUGAUGAAAACUACGGCGAAGGAAGUAGCAGAGAACAUGCUGCUUUAGAACCACGUCAUUUGGGAGGACUCGCGAUCAUUGUCAAAUCUUUUGCCCGUAUUCAUGAAACCAAUUUGAAGAAACAAGGAUUAUUAGCUCUGACAUUUGACGAUACUAAGGAUUACGAUAAAGUUCAACCAGAUGACAAAGUGUCUUUGGUUGGACUUGACGAAUUUACUCCUGGCAAGCCUUUGACUUGCAUAUUACGGCACAAUGAUGGAACUUGUGAAGAGAUAUUACUAAAUCAUACUUUCAACACACAGCAGAUACAAUGGUUUAAAUCUGGAAGUGCAUUAAACCGAAUGAAGCAACUAGCCGCUACUAUGGGCAAUCCGUAGUACAGGAUCCUCCGAAACUUAGGUUAAGUUUACUCAAAAUUACUCAAUAUAUGCAACCCAGGUAACACAUAUUAACCUAACUGAAUCACAACCGACGUCAGACCCCACACGUGACCGAUAUAUAUUUUACCCCUUCACCAUAAAAUACAUUAACCUCACCAUUACACCCGCCUUUGAAGAGAAAUAAUAUACAUAAUAUUCUGAUGCACAUUUGUAUCGACUAAAUCAGACACUUGGCCGACAUAUAUUUUUACCCAGUCCAAUCAAUUCUAUUAUCACCCCUUUUAUUUAAACACUCACACCCGCACACAACAUAUAUACUAUCACAUACAUACAACAUAAGUAGGGUUAGGUUAGGUUUUUCGGUCCCCAUGUUGCGAUGCCACAAAAAAAAAGGUUAGGUUACAUCACACGUAUAACAAUCAAACAUAUUUACUAUUAUACAGUUAUCACAUUGGUAUUAUAAUUAUUUACGAAUAAGCGCCUCGUUAAAGCAUACGUUAUACAAAGGACUGUAUCACACACACUCACUACAAUUUACAUAGUAUUUUAUUCUUAUAUAUCAAUAAAACACAUCGUUAGCAUACCAAAAAUCACGUAUUCAUACAAUUAUACAAAUACAUAUAAAUCAGGGGCGUACCCUUGGGGGUGAGGGGGGGUCGGAUCUUUAAGGUCAAUCGUUGUAAUGGUUUCCCCAAGAUUAAAGGUAUUGGUAGUAGCAGUCCGUUGCUUUUACCCAGAGGGUUUUUGGAAAGUUGACACGAUGUGCAUGUUUUUAUAAAUGAAUAAGUAUUUUGUAUGUAUAAUGGUUGGCCAAUAAUAUUUUUCUUUUAAUUUUAAUAACGUUUUUGUAAUACCUAAGUGUGCUGAAAAAACGGAUUAGUGAGAGGACUUCAAAAUAGUAUUUACCAAAUUAGUUGGAAUAACUAAUAAAUAUUUUAUACCAUAUGGUGAUCAAUUUUUUAAGUAUAGUAGUUUGUCCUUAAUAAUACAUUUUCUUGAUUUUUUAUAGUGUUUAUUUUUGUAUCUUCUGAUAAAGAUGAAAUUAUAUUUUGUUGUAUAUUGUAGACAGUCGCCCAAAAAUUAUUAUUUAAUACGUAUAAAAGAAUAAUACAAUAAAAAUACAAAAUAAAAUUAUUAACACGGGAGAGGCCAGUGAAGCUAAAUGUACUGAGGCAACAAGAAAAUUUUUAUAUAAGACCGCCGUACGCACAGGCACGGGGAGUCCCGCUGUCGCUGAGUGAGUUGGCGAGAGCGUAGGUACAACGAUCGUGCGUGUGAAGCAACGAUUGUAGUACGGGCUGAGUGAUAUAGUAUUUUUGAUUGUUUUUAUUUUGUGUUUGUUUAAAGUUAAUAAAAAGUGUUCCCGACCAGAACAACACGAGUUGAAUAUCAUUUAAGUCGUCUUUGCGUUCUUACCUUUAUAUAGGAAACAGUGCCGGGAUAUACGUACCACGGGUAUAUGUAAUCUUCGAGCUUUUUCCACCAUAAAGGAGCGUAGAAUCGACAAGCGCACGCCAUCGUACCUUACUAGUUAACAGUGCCAUUCUAAUUUAUUUUAGAGAGUGUCAUUAACUAAAGAGUACGGAGGUAAGGCGUAGUUGAUUUACGGCAAAACCAUCGUACCUCACAAGUUAACAGUGCCAUUCUUAUUUAUUUUAGAGAGUGUCAUUAACUAGAGGAUCGAGGGUAAGACGUACCUAGUUGGUUAUACCGUGUAUACUGAAAUACGGGUAUACUACAAUUUUUACAAUAUUUGUCUUUUGACUGUAAAGUUUUCACUGUAUCAGGUUGUAUCGUGUCGAAAUCGGUUUUGUUAGUAGUUUCUUUGUCAGUGAGAACUUUACAGUCAAAAGACAAAUAUUGUAAAAAUAUAAUUUCAUCUUUAUCAGAUAAUACAAAAAAUAAAUACUAUAAAAAAUCAAGAAAAUAUAUUAUUAAGGACAAACUACUAUACUUAAAAAAUUGAUCACCAUAUGGCAUAAAGUAUUUAUUAGUUAUUCCAACUAAUUUGGUAAAUACUAUUUUGAAGUCCUCUCACUAAUCCGUUUUUUCAGCACACUUAGGUAUUACAAAAACGUUAUUAAAAUUAAAAGAAAAAUAUUAUUGGCCAACCAUUAUACAUACAAAAUACUUAUUCAUUUAUAAAAACAUACACAUCGUGUCAACUUUCCAAAAAACCUCUGGAUAAAAGCAACGGACUGCUACUACCAAUACUUUUAAUCUUGGGGAAACCAUUACAACGAUUGACCUUAAAGAUCCGACCCCCCCUCAC
This is a messenger RNA of Aphis gossypii (cotton aphid), 5046 nucleotides long. RefSeq names its product probable aconitate hydratase, mitochondrial. The transcript is spliced from 16 exons. NCBI's taxonomy places the organism in Eukaryota, Metazoa, Arthropoda, Insecta, Hemiptera, Aphididae. Bases 81 to 2771 code for a protein of 896 amino acids. Gene Ontology annotation, cellular component: cytosol; mitochondrion. Gene Ontology annotation, molecular function: aconitate hydratase activity; 4 iron, 4 sulfur cluster binding. The record is from RefSeq and is a predicted model, not a curated record. Gene Ontology annotation, biological process: tricarboxylic acid cycle.